Morchella sextelata is the source of this 474-nucleotide messenger RNA. RefSeq lists its product as uncharacterized. The record is from RefSeq and is a predicted model, not a curated record. Bases 1 to 474 code for a protein of 157 amino acids. The transcript is spliced from 8 exons. NCBI's taxonomy places the organism in Eukaryota, Fungi, Ascomycota, Pezizomycetes, Pezizales, Morchellaceae.
AUGGUACAUCUGUCCACAAGUGCUCUACCUUAUGUCUGGGCCCUUGUCGAUCUUCCACUUCCGCGAGAAAAAGCGGAGGAAAAAACAAAACCCAGAUCUGCGAAUCUGGAAGAGAAUAAUGCGAUGGGUUGGGGCGGACCAAUAAGAGACAGAGAAAGGUCAAGACUCAAUACAAGAUUCGAUCCGGGCAUAUCGGAAAUCUGCCAUUCAGCCAUGGCCAUACAUGUUUCGAAUUCGAUCGAAGCCUCGACAUGGGGAAAAUUAAUUCCGACACUUGCAUGUCCCGCAGGAGAGUUGAGUAGUGUAGUAGCGGGUGCUAGAGUGGUGUGGUUUACUCUUAAUAAUCACUGCACGCAGAGCGAAAGGAGGGUCAAUGAGGUCAUGUUAAUUGAAGCCACAAGGGUUUCGGAAUGUGCGAAGUUAUCGAAGCUGGGAGUGCGUGAGGUAAGGCGAUAUACAGGUCAAUUCGAAUGA